Letharia lupina is the source of this 3480-nucleotide messenger RNA. RefSeq lists its product as uncharacterized. The coding region runs from base 1 to 3480 and encodes 1159 amino acids. The record is from RefSeq and is a predicted model, not a curated record. Gene Ontology annotation, biological process: mitotic spindle assembly; microtubule-based movement. Gene Ontology annotation, cellular component: spindle microtubule; nucleus. Lineage: Eukaryota; Fungi; Ascomycota; Lecanoromycetes; Lecanorales; Parmeliaceae. The transcript is spliced from 2 exons. Gene Ontology annotation, molecular function: plus-end-directed microtubule motor activity; ATP binding; microtubule binding.
AUGUCUAGACCCACUGCGCCUGCCAGGGCACAAUCAAGCGCACCUUCGCUCAAUGCGAGAACUCAAUCAGGUACCGUCUCACCAGCUGACAGCAUCAUGUCACUGUCAACGAACACAUCACAUUCAAGGUCUCCAAAAAAGCGAAAGGAGCGAGAUUUCGACGCCGAUGGAGAAGAGACAAACAUUCAUGUGGUGGUUCGCUGUCGUGGGCGCAAUGAUCGAGAAGUGCGAGAGAAUAGCGGAGUGGUUGUCUCUACAGACGGUGUUAAGGGGAAGAAUGUGGAAUUGUCGAUGGGUGCCAGUGCGCUGAGCAACAAGACCUAUCACUUCGACAAAGUCUUCUCGCCGGCUGCGGAUCAAUCCAUGAUCUACGAUGAUGUUGUGACGCCAAUUCUGGAGGAGGUAAGGACUGCAGCAGACCUUCCAAUCCCUCAGUCUAACAAGUUGAUGCAGAUGCUCCAAGGCUACAACUGUACUAUAUUCGCCUACGGCCAGACAGGCACUGGCAAGACCUACACAAUGUCCGGAGACAUGUCAGACACUCUGGGACUUCUCUCAGACUCGGCUGGUAUCAUACCAAGAGUUCUACAUUCCCUUUUCGGCAAGCUUGAAGAGGAUGAGGCGGAGAGUUCUGUGAAAUGUUCGUUCAUUGAAUUGUAUAAUGAAGAGUUACGCGACUUGCUCUCUUUAGACGACACGACAAAGUUAAAAAUCUACGACGAUGCACAAAAGAAAGGCCAUAGCGCUACGAUUGUCCAAGGAAUGGAGGAGGCCCACAUCAAGACCGCAAGAGAUGGUAUCAAGCUGCUACAGGACGGAAGCCACAAGCGGCAAGUGGCAGCCACAAAGUGCAACGAUCUGAGUUCUCGAAGCCAUACGGUCUUCACUAUGACUGCCUAUAUCAAGAGAACCACCGAAACUGGUGAAGACUUUGUCAGUGCUGGGAAGCUCAAUCUGGUGGACCUUGCUGGCAGCGAGAAUAUACAACGGAGUGGAGCCGAGAACAAGCGUGCUGCUGAAGCGGGAUUAAUCAACAAAAGUCUACUGACUCUCGGCAGAGUCAUCAACGCGCUCGUCGAAAGAGGCUCACAUAUUCCAUACCGUGAGUCCAAACUCACCCGACUCUUGCAAGAUUCUUUAGGCGGUCGAACGAAGACAUGCAUCAUCGCAACAGUCUCGCCGGCGAAAAGUAACUUGGAAGAAACAAUUUCGACGUUGGACUAUGCCUUCCGCGCCAAAAACAUAAAAAACAAGCCCCAGGUCAAUCAAAUGGUCUCAAAGAAGACCCUUCUUCGCGAGUUCACUGCGGAGAUUGAGAAGCUAAAGGGAGAGCUCAUAGCCACUAGACAGCGCAACGGUGUCUACUUGACGACAGAAGGCUACGAAGCGAUGGUAGGAGAGAGCGAGUCUCGAAGGAUCCUCAGCGAAGAGCAGCAGGCCAGGAUCGAGACGAUGGAAACCAACUUGAGAAACAAAGUCCAGGAGUUGUUUUCUCUGACGAGUAGUUUCAACUUCCUGAAAAGGGAUAACGAUUGCACGAAGCAAAUCCUCGAUGAGACCAAGGACGUCCUGGAGAAGACAGAGAUUGUGCUGGCAGAUACGCGGCAAACUCUUGCUGAAGAAACAACGCUCAGGAAAGCUCAUCAAGUCACAGAGGAGCAGCUGAACAACGUUGGGGGAGAACUCAUUUCGACGCUUGCAAAGACUGUCUCUGAUGUUGGCGGCUUGCACUCUAAGGUCAAGAGAAAGUCUGACCUGCAAACCCUUAAUCGCCAAGGAUGGCAGGCAUCACAAAGCAAAGUUGUUGACGUUACUCAGCUCGUAGAUUCCAAACUUGGAGAUUUCAAGACGCAGCAAGAACAACUCAUAGCGACCCUGUCAGGCCGGAUGCAGGGGUUUGUGCAGGAAGAACUGCAGAAGCUAGGAGCUACGCAAGACCUACUCCGGGGGAAGGUUGCAUCUUUCGAAGCCUCGGAAAAGGAAGUAAACCAACAGACCUCGGGGGCGAAAGAAGACAUGAACGUUGUUCUUGAGGAGAUCAAAGUUCUUCGGGAAGACGUCAAGCGCAAAAUUGGCGAAGGACUGAAUGGACUAUCCGCAGCUGCUGGACGUAUAUCAGCUGAAGUCAUCAACGAGCUGGGGUCUUUCCAUACUCAGCUCCACACUUCCUACAGCUCGCUUGGAAAGGAUUUUAAAACCCUCUUCGAAGAGCUUGUCAAGCAUGUCAAUUCACAGAAGGAUGAAGCCGAUAGUCUCAGACAGAAAGCUUCGGCUGCUGCAAAGGGUGCGAUCCAAGCAGAUGGAGAUGUGUCCGCUCGAUUGGAGACAUGCCUCAACGAAGAGCGCGCUCAAGCCUCUAAGGAUCGUCAAAACCUGCUCGCGCAAAUAACAACUCUUAUCAAUCGAUCUGCCGAGGAGCAAGGUUCACGAUGGGAGUCGAAGAUCAAUGCCGUGCGAAAGGAUAUCACGUCUGCGAGAUCGACGCUUGACACAGCAAAUGAGAACUACAACAACAAUAUGGACGUCUGGUCAGAGAAGGAGAACUUGCUUGUCGGCGAGGUCUUGAAAUCUAAGGACACCCUAAAGAGCAAGAUGAAGGACGAUUGGAAGGCCAUCAAUGAGCAUAACGUCUCGAUCCAGGCCACGACCAAGUCGGUCCAUGAAGAGACAAUCCGCAUAGUCGACGCUCAGAUGAAGGACAUGGCUACCCAGAUGCAAGCACUCGACGACUUUGUGACACGAGCACGAUCUCAGAACGAACGUCAUCACAGCAGACAUGUUACCUCGUUGCAAGGCUUAGCAUCUACCGUUCACCAAUCCUACUCAAGCAUUGGCGAUCAUUUUGUCUCGACGUAUGACCGAGUCCGUGAAAUUGGAGCCGAUGUGUCUACCCAGAGCACGGCCCUAUCGGCUUCUCUACCUCCUCUUGAUUCAACAAUUCAGCAGCCUCUUGCAGAGCUUCGUGCCGACAUUACAGCUGCACCUCUAAAGGAAUACGUCCCCACUGGCGAAACGCCCCGAAAGACGCAAUAUCAGUACCCAACCACUCUUUCACGUACCGAGCCUCACGACAAAAUCCUUGGCAAGCAAGCUCCUUCAUCACCUCGUCAGGCCAUUAGCACCCAUUCCCUUAACAAAUCUCCAAGCAAAUCAAUUGUCUACACCGACGCACCAGCCAUCAACGGCAUUCCGCCGACAUCUCCUUCCAAAGACCUCAACCCAGCAAGCUUACGCGAGAUCGACUUGAACGUCAACGCCUCCCUCAAACGCAACAACAGCGACUCUCAGGCCCACACUGCAGCGACAGCUAUCAAGUCAGAUCCGGAAGUAGUGGGAAUGGGUCCGCCACCUCUGAAGAGGCAGGCGACGGAAAGUAAGCUGCCGCAGAAGUUUGGAGGUGGGAGGGCCGGCAUGGUCAAGUUGGAGGGGAGAGAGAAUGUGGGCGCGGGAAGGAGGUUGAGGAAUAGUCCCACUGGUUGA